Opisthorchis viverrini is the source of this 258-nucleotide messenger RNA. RefSeq lists its product as hypothetical. The record is from RefSeq and is a predicted model, not a curated record. Gene Ontology annotation, molecular function: transcription elongation factor activity. The annotation marks the transcript as partial. Lineage: Eukaryota; Metazoa; Platyhelminthes; Trematoda; Opisthorchiida; Opisthorchiidae. Gene Ontology annotation, biological process: regulation of transcription elongation by RNA polymerase II; positive regulation of DNA-templated transcription. Gene Ontology annotation, cellular component: super elongation complex. The transcript has a single exon.
AUGCAAUUGAACGGGACUUUCGACGUGAAGUUAGGGAAGAGUUUUUUAGACCCAGAUGCUGCCACUUUCAUGACAAUGCGCUGUGACUUCAUGCCCGCUUCAGUCGAUCGGUCACAACCGGGUUCGAUCAGAGUAGAUGAAGGCAAGGAAGUUGUGGUUAACUUGCCUAAUGUGGCAUCCAUUGGUCCCGGAUCGACCUGCUUUCGUGGAAGCGCUAGGCCAGUUCAGAAAGAAUGCAUUUUAAUCUACAACAAACGG